Messenger RNA from Spirometra erinaceieuropaei, 654 nucleotides. Lineage: Eukaryota; Metazoa; Platyhelminthes; Cestoda; Diphyllobothriidea; Diphyllobothriidae. The record is from the annotation of a GenBank genome assembly.
AUGGGCUCACCGGUCUCCGGUUUGGUGGCAGAACUGGUCCUACAGGAGUUAGAAACGAUUGCCUUCCUCCAACAUGAACAGGUGUUUUGGCGCCGUUACGUUGACGACACGUUCGUCAUCGUAAAGAAGGAUAUGCUGCAACAUUUCCACAGCCUGCUCAACGCAGUCUUCCCGGAUAUAAAAUUCACGAGGGAAGAAGAACGGGAACAGCAGUUGCCCUUCCUGGAUGUGCUCGCCAGACGAAACCUUAACGGUAAACUUGAAACGACGGUUUAUAGGAAGGCAACGAACACCACGCAGCUUCUCAGUUUCUACAGCAACCAUCCGGUGGCUCACAAACGAAGCUGUGUGAACACGCUCUUCAAACGGACCCAAACCCAUUGCAGCAAACCGGAGGACAAAGCACGUGAGGCCCGUUAUCUCCGCGACCAGUUUGUGCAAAAUGGCUAUCCGAGGGCAUUCAUAAGUCGCUGCCUACGCGGUCGCUACCAGAGAACUCGAACAUCAACGCCACCGACGAUAUGGCAUUCUCUGCCAUACAUCAAGGGUGUUUCAGAGGCGACCGAGCGCAUUGCUGCGGAGCUAGGUGUUGGAGUUGCACACCGCCCCAAAGCCACCAUGCGCAGCAGAGUCAUGAAAAUAAAGACCGGUUAA